This is a messenger RNA of Daldinia loculata, 303 nucleotides long. RefSeq lists its product as uncharacterized. The transcript has a single exon. The record is from RefSeq and is a predicted model, not a curated record. The coding region runs from base 1 to 303 and encodes 100 amino acids. Lineage: Eukaryota; Fungi; Ascomycota; Sordariomycetes; Xylariales; Hypoxylaceae.
AUGCUCUUCACCACGUACCUCACCGCCUUCAUUGCAGCGGCAGUGAAAUCCGUCUCCAGCACCUGUCUCCAGCACCUGUCUCCAGCAGCCCCCGUCCCCCAUCUAGUCGCCCGGCGGCAACUACCCGAUGCCCAUCGACAUCACGGAGACGCGGCCGAACCAGAUGACCUUCACCAUCCCUGCCAACGAGACGGGGCCGUGCUAGCUCGUCGUCGACUUUCCCUACGGCUACCCGAUGACGAGCACGGAGUCCGACCUCGUGUACGUGGCUGCGCUCAACGGGCCGGUAGAGGUCGAGUUUGA